AUGUCAGAGAUUCCUAUUCAUUUUCGACACUGCAUUUUGUAUGAGUUCCAAUUAGGGAACAAUGCAAGUGCUGCUGCCCGCAAUAUAUGUGCUGCACUUGGUGAAGGUGCUGUUGCUGAUCGAACGUGUCGAGAUUGGUUUAAAAGAUUUCGUGAAGGUGACAUGUCAUUAGAAGAUCGUCCGAGAUCUGGACGUCCUCACGAGUCUGAUAUUGAACGAUUAAAAGUCCUGAUCGAAGACAAUUCACGAUUAACCACCCAUGAAUUGUCAGCAAUGCUCGGGUGCGACCAAUCCACCAUUGAUCGCCAUUUGCAUAAAAUGAGAAAAGUUAAUAAACUUGGAACAUGGGUUCCACAUCAAUUAACCUCGGACAACGUACAGCAAAGAAUCACCAUAUGCAAUUCUUUGUUGUCAAAACGCAACCGACAUAGAUUUCUUCAGCAGAUAGUUAUUGGUGAUGAAAAGUGGGUUCUAUAUGUCAACCAUACGCGCAAGCGCCAGUGGGUAAAUCCUGAAGAUUUGCCCAAACCAGAACCAAAAAACGACCUGCACCCGAAAAAGGUGAUGCUCUCAAUUAGGUGGGAUUUUCAAGGUAUUAUUUACUGGGAACUCCUUCCGCCUAACACUACCGUCGACUCGAAGCUGUACUGCAAACAACUCCAAAAUCUGAAGGUUGCAUUGCAAGCAAAUCGUCCUGAAAAACGAAAAGUUCGAUUACUUCAUGACAAUGCAAAACCUCAUACGGCUAAGGUCACUCGCCAAAAGCUGGAAGAAUUAGGCUGAGAGGUCCUACCUCAUCCACCAUAUUCACCAGACUUGACACCAUCUGACUAUCAUUUGUUUUGAUCGCUCCGCAAUCAUCUGGUCAAAAAACACUUCGAUGAUCAAGCCCACCUAAAAUCGGACAUCGAAACUUAUUUUUUGUCUUUGUCUGUGAAGUUCUUUGAAGAUGGUAUUCUGGACUUGCCUAAAAGAUGGGAGAAUGCAAUAGAUAACAACGGUGUAUAUGUUGUUGAUUGAUGACAUUUUAUUUCAAUAAAAUCUCGAAACCGAGAAGAAGAAAAAAAUCGGCGGAGACUUUUGCAUCAACCCGAUAUUUUGUCAGAAUGGGUUCUUCACCGUUUUCCUUCUGAACAAUGAAUAAGAAAUUUCACGUUUUGAGCAAAUCCCUUGCACUCGUUUCCAUCAAAAGAAUGAGAAAAAUUACAUUCUUUCGAAUCUAUAUGCUUAUCUACAUCUUUGCUUGACUGUCAGUCUACAUAGGUAUCUAUUUCUGAAAGUAAUGACAAAACAUUUAAAAAAACUCAUACAUAGAUGGAACCGGUCUGGAUUUUUGUCGACCAAUAUCGGUACCGGUACCGGUUUGGUUCAUUCAGAGCGGAUCGGACCGGCUGGUCUGAAACCCAUGUUAAUAUCGACUGUACUUCUGUAAUCCCUGAAUUGACUAAAGAAUAUGGACUUUAAAGUGAAAGGCGAUUGUCUUCACCCAUUUUAUACAUCAGUUGACUGGUUUAAGCUCGACAAAUAUUUCUAUUUCUAAUAAGACCAGGAAAAGGAUAGAGCAUACCAGCAAUCGACCGAUCUACUAGAAAACCAGUCGAUCUCCGUAGACUGGUCCAUCAAAAAUCCUUACCGGUACCGGCUCGGAUCGGUCGCCGGUAUCAAUUCCAUCCAUGAGCUCAUACAAGUUUACAAGAGAGUUUGAGAUGACUAAAAAUAAAUAAGUAUUCAUCGAAAAUAAAAUGGCACACAUCAAAAACUUACAAGUAGUAAAAGCCAAACAAGACGAAAUUAAAACAAUCAUAAAAUAAAAAACAGUUUAAUAGUGUAAUAGCUAAAAUGGGAAAAAAAGAAAUUCAGCUCGAAGAAAACGAGAAAAGUGAUCUCGUUUUUUUUUUCAAGCUCAAAUUAACAUGAAAACGGUCUCGGAAAAAAGCUGUUAAUGCUAAAGCAAUGAAAGCGCAGAAAAAGAUCUCAGUUUUUUCUACAUAUGUGCACAUGUGGUAGUAUAGACGAGUGUAUAUGAUGGAUACGAUGAUGAACAGGAGAGAGAAAAAAUGAGUCAACCGAUGAGACGAUAUCCUAUGAUCAUUUCAAACAAUGAUUAAGAUCUGCACGAAUCUUAAACUAUUCUAAAAUGUUAUCUCCAAUAUUCUGUUCUUGUAAACUUGGUCUCAAACAAUAUUCAUGCAUCUAUACAACAGGUCUUAUGAUGAGUUGAGAAGUUCGAACAAUCUUACAGUUAAUUGGAAAAAGAAAUGUCAAUGAUUGAAGAAAAAAAGUUAAAUAUGCCCUGUUGAAGGACUAAUUUAUUGUACAUCUUUAUCUUAUGUAUUUUUAUACGUAAUAAUAAAUAUAACAUUAAUAAUAUAUCUUGUUUAUUAGCAUACGAAUAAACUAGGACAAUAUACUGUAUUUUUCUUUUCAUCAUAUUAAAUCAAGAUCUUUUUCUCUAAUUUCGUUGCUUCAGUACCAAUGACUUUUAUUUCGAGAUCAUCUUUCUGUUAAUUUGAACCUGAAAAAACGAGAUUAUUUUCAUCAUUUUUGGCCUAAUUAAGCACUUUGAGAUCAUUUUCUACUUUUUUUCCGAGAUCAAUUCAACUUCAUUCCACUUUUGUCGUCACAAUCAAUCAAUUUCUUCAAUAGCUAUUUUUCUAGAAAUUAUAUU
Molecule: messenger RNA, 2668 nt
Organism: Rotaria sp. Silwood1
Lineage: Eukaryota; Metazoa; Rotifera; Eurotatoria; Philodinida; Philodinidae
Source: the annotation of a GenBank genome assembly